AUGCUUUCGUGCACAACGAACUGCCUCACCCCAGUCGUGCGAAGGUCAUUCACGGCCAACUUUGGCAUCCUUGAAGGUCCCAUGAUUACUGUUCAUGCCGUGACUGCCACCCAGAAGACUGUCGACGGCCCAUCUGGCAAACUUUGGAGAGACGGAAGAGGCGCUGGACAAAACAUCAUUCCCGCGUCGACCGGAGCAGCCAAGGCCGUCGGAAAAGUUAACGUCUCUCUGUCGUUGAUCUCACCUGCCGCCUUGAGAAGCCAGCCGACAUGGAGACCAUCAAGAAGGUUGGCCGGGCGAAGCCGCGGAGGGACCACUAAGGGAAUUCUCGCUCACACUGAAGAUCAGGUCGUGUCGACUGACUUCGUUGGAGAUACGAACUCGUCGAUCUUUGAUGCUGGAGCUGGUAUUUCCCUCAAUCCACACUUCGUCAAGCUUAUUUCAUGGUACGACAACGAAUAUGGCUACUCAAACCGUGUGGUCGAUCUCAUCUCGGCACAUUGCGAAGGCCUAAAGAAAAUUUUGAUGGCACUAGGACCCAAUGAUUGCUCUCAACAACUAUCCGACACAUUUGUCAGUCUACCGCGAAGAGAAAAGGGACCCGAAUAUCGCAGACCGCUAUGUGGGAAAAUCAGUUAUCAUACGGCUGUACUGAUCAUCGCUACUUUAGAGGGAGCAUUUUGGCUCUAUGAAUUUAUACUUUUCCUUUUCAGUAUCAUUCAUCAUCACAAAUGGUGGAGCCUUUUGCUGACAGGAAUCGCCCUAAUACUCACUUUCUUUGCUAUAGGCUGUCUAGUUUACGGAGCUCUCAAUAAACGACCAGGAUUCGUACAGAUUCACUUGAUGUAUAUGAUUGUUUCUAUAGCAUGGUUGCUAGCAUUGGUACUUGGAUGUCUCGCUCUUACAGUAUUACCGUAUCCAACAGUCAAUAACUAUUUUGGCUAUGAUGGUAGUCAAAAAGAUGCUCGAAUAUUCGCUAUUGUGAUGGUUUGUGUUCUUGUCUUGAUGAUGAUAUCAAGGAUUUUUAUGACAAUUGUCAUCUAUCGUUAUUGGAGAAUUGUCAAAUAUCAAGUCACUCGGACAGAGAGUCUUGUU
Mesorhabditis belari is the source of this 1095-nucleotide messenger RNA. The record is from the annotation of a GenBank genome assembly. NCBI's taxonomy places the organism in Eukaryota, Metazoa, Nematoda, Chromadorea, Rhabditida, Rhabditidae.